AUGAACGUCGCAGAGCUCUCCUCUUUCGCUACGGUGCCGAUGUCCGACUCGAACAUGCAGAUCGAACAUUGCACGUCGCCAGCAGAGGUAGGUGGCAGCCUCGCGGUAGUGAAGGUAGCAGAGCUUUCUUCAUCUGAGCAGCUUCUGCGUGCCAUAAUUAUAGCACUUGCUAGGGGCGCUUUUCUGCAAGCUCAGUCACAAGAUCAGGACUCUCUCCAUCACGAUCCUCCAAGUUUCUCCAGCGUACCUCUCGAAGUACUUCUGCACAUCAUUAGCUUCGUCGGAGAUGAUUCAGACGGACUGUAUACCAAGGCCUGCCUCGCUUUGACCUGCUCCAAGAUGUACCAAGCCUACAAGAUGGUUCACUCCGGACCCAUCGCAUGGGAUGUUGGUCCUCCUCUCAUUGACACAAAAGGUCACAGAUGGGAAUAUGCUUUACAGCACCACAUUGGAGUUUUCCUGGGACCAGCCUACCGCAGACACCGAUUCGAUUCCCGGUUUGUCUACCCUUUGAAGAAAUGGCCGGCAUUUCUCUCCCGCCAAGCUUACGGCAAUGCACACAGUAAGAAGGAGGUUGAGCUGAACGAUCGGUACCAGGACUGGGGCGGGCUUUCAUUGCCGCAGAAGCCGAAACUUUCCAUGGUCAUUAAGUCGCUGCCAAAUCCUUUUGGGUUGGGUGACGAAUGGUAUGCGCUGGCGUUCAAGGCGCUGUGGAAGCUGCAAAUAAACAAUUACGCGGAUGCUCGUUCCAAAGAUGCGGGCUUGAAAGGUCCACCAAGAUAUCUCUUUAUAUAUGAUAUGAUGAUGAAGGAAUACGAGGAGUUCUACGAUGGCUUUGUAGAGUGGACUGUAAUGAUGGGGAUCUAG
Messenger RNA from Cadophora gregata, 867 nucleotides. RefSeq lists its product as uncharacterized. The transcript is spliced from 2 exons. Lineage: Eukaryota; Fungi; Ascomycota; Leotiomycetes; Helotiales; Ploettnerulaceae. Bases 1 to 867 code for a protein of 288 amino acids. The record is from RefSeq and is a predicted model, not a curated record.